GUGAAGCGUGGAAUGCGAGCAUCCUCGGGCGCGCGCGAAAAACGGUCACGCGAAGUGAGAGUAGCCCACGAUGACGUUUCUUCUUCUACCUACGCCUGUGCUGUGCUUGUGUACGAUGUACGGAGGAACGAGGUUUCGAAGAAAGUUUCAGUUGCCGUGGAACUGUGACACGAUCAUCCGCGAAGCGAAACACCGGUUAUAUUUUACCGACAUUUCAGCGACAAAGCAGUUAACCGCUUCGAAAGAAAUUACAAUUUACGUUGUUUAUUCUCCAUUUAUUCUUUUUCUGAAAUCCAUUGAUUUGGUAAAAAUCGUGAAAAUUAAAAUUAAACUCGAGAUGGGCAGUAGAUCGUUUUGAAAUAGAGAUUUUUCUAAAUAGAUUGUAAAAAAAAUAGAAUAAAAGAAAUUGAAAACCAGAAUUUUGAAAGAUGAAAAGUGACGAGCUCAAGUUCGGAUCUAUUUUUAUACUCCUUCUUCUUUGUUCUGGAAUCGUUGGUGAGGAUCGUCGAAGGAUUCGUCGGAAAACGGACGGAUCUGUUUACUGCAACUUCGACGAAACGCGAAACAAUCAUAGCGCGUCGGAUUUGUUGCAGUGUAUCGAUGAAUUGGCAAUCGAUCUCGUGGACAAGGAAAGCGCGAGUGCUACGAAUGGAAAUGGUCAACGGAAUGGGUCCACGGGCAGACGAAUCUCUUUCGUCGACGUUUUCUCGAAUAUUUUCGAUAUACCUGCCACGUCGCAUCAGAGCGGCCCUCUUCCAACUCACUCGACUUCCGGCUAUCAGCAAUUGAAUUAUCCGAGCGGAAUGGCCGCUCUUUCCGCGGGAUUUCAACUGAAUUUCCUGACUGAAGCUCUGUCCACGAUAUCCCGCCACGACGACUACAAGUGCGUGGCAAGGAUACUGUGCGAGAUGGCGAGCGGAAAACUUCCUGGACGAUCGUUAGGCAAACGGGGAUCCGGUUUCCUCGAGUUCCUCGGCCGAAUCUUCUUCACCGAUUGGUUGGCGAAAAUCGACGUCGGUGGUACGUCUCCAUUGUUGAACUUUGGAAGAGCCAUGAUCCUUGGAUACAGCAAUCGAGGAAGUUCUGAACCGUGCUAUCAAGCGUUCCCAAAGUGCCCGAGGGAUAUGAACGGGUUGGUUCAUUACUUGAAUAAUUACAACGGAGGAUUCUUCAGGCUUUUCAAUAGGAUUCGUGGUGGAAAAUACAGGGAGUCGAAUGGAAUCGUCGGUCAGAGAGUCGACGAUUACUCGAAGAUCGACGUGAAGGGGAGAAUAGUAGGAGGAAACUCGAGGAAGUACAUUCCCAUUGAAAGCGCGGAAGAACCGGUAAUCCGGGAUACGGUUCAGUUUCCAGCUACGAGUUACCAAGAAUACUUGAAAAAGAAGGGAAUUCCGGGAUACGAUAAAAUGAGUAGCGAAGUGAUAUUUCCGAACGAAAGAGAUCCAUCGUCGAACGUGGAGCCGUCGAACAGCGUGGAAAACGACGGGGCGAAAUCUGAAUUGAACGGAAUUUGGCGGAAAGAUAAGGUCGCAUUCUUUCCCGAGGGAAAUCGCGACAGAGGAUUGUCCCGGUUCCGAUUCCCCUCCGACUUUCCACUCGCAUCGUCGUAACUCCGCCUAUCAAACAUUCAAACCACUCGAGCCCGACUAAUAAAUACCUCGUUAAACGUAAUUCGAAUAAAA
Molecule: messenger RNA, 1682 nt
Organism: Apis dorsata (giant honeybee)
Lineage: Eukaryota; Metazoa; Arthropoda; Insecta; Hymenoptera; Apidae
Exons: 6
Coding region: 429-1610 (393 amino acids)
Source: RefSeq, a predicted model, not a curated record